This is a messenger RNA of Sitodiplosis mosellana (orange wheat blossom midge), 910 nucleotides long. RefSeq names its product chromatin complexes subunit BAP18. The transcript is spliced from 5 exons. The coding region runs from base 96 to 665 and encodes 189 amino acids. Gene Ontology annotation, cellular component: NURF complex; MLL1 complex. NCBI's taxonomy places the organism in Eukaryota, Metazoa, Arthropoda, Insecta, Diptera, Cecidomyiidae. The record is from RefSeq and is a predicted model, not a curated record.
CACAAUUACGACGACUACAAUUGUGAAAAAGCCGUAGAAAAAGAUUUAAAGUCGCGCUAAAAUAACAAAUCCACUGAUUUUCCCUCGAAAAAACCAUGAAUUCGGCUACUAAGGUUGGAGAAAUUUUCGCUCAAGCUGGGGCUGCAUUCAAUCGUUUGGGCGAAUUGACGAUGCAACUGCAUCCGACAGCUGACUCUCCUGCAGGGAGCAAAUGGUCAGAUGAAGAGAUUGACAUGCUUCGGUCGGCGAUCACACAAUUUUGCGAUGAUCUGAACAAAAUUAGUUUACGAAUCAAAGGGCGGACCGUAUCACAAAUUAAGCAAACACUAAAGAAGAAAGCAUUCGAAGAAGCGGGCAUUCCAGUGAAACAGAUUUCAUUGAUGCAAUCACCGACACACACCGCACCCGAAACCAUCUUUGUUAAGAACGAUCCACAAAUAUUAUCAGCCAUUCCAUCCACAUCGACGGCAAUCAUCGUUACACAUCCAGAACCACCAGCCGAACUAAUGGUGCCCAAUGUCAAGACCGAAGAAAUUCACGACGAAAUCAACUUAUUAACAAAUCCAAAUGCAACGCUACUGAGUUCAAUAGAUACACCCACAACGGUUGACGAUUCCACGGACGAUUCAAGUGAAAUUAAACUGGAAGAUUAUACAAGCGGAUAGAAUUAAGAACUUAUUUCAUUUUUAUUUAUAAAAUUGUCCAUGCAUUUCAUUUUUUUCUCAUUUUUCUGUUUUCCUUUCUGACAUUUUUGAAUAUUAUCUCUUUUUAGCGCGUCAUGUUAUACAAAACAAAAAUUAUGAAUUAACGUGAAAUGAUGUAAAUUUUUCUGAUAAAAAAAAAUGAAUUGUAUUUAAGUGAAUCCUAUUUCGGACGAUGCAUGCCAAUAAAAUGUAUUACAAAGUGAGAA